This is a messenger RNA of Salvelinus fontinalis (brook trout), 447 nucleotides long. RefSeq names its product unconventional myosin-Ic-like. The record is from RefSeq and is a predicted model, not a curated record. Gene Ontology annotation, cellular component: myosin complex. The transcript has 5 exons. Lineage: Eukaryota; Metazoa; Chordata; Actinopteri; Salmoniformes; Salmonidae. Gene Ontology annotation, molecular function: cytoskeletal motor activity. The coding region runs from base 1 to 447 and encodes 148 amino acids.
AUGGAUGUUCCUGUGGUGAAAUACGACAGGAAUGGCUUCAGGCCUUGCUUCAGACAGCUGAUCUACAUUGGAACUGCGGGCUACCUGGUGAAGGAGGCCAAGAUCAAACAGAGAGUGGAGUUCAACAACCUCAAAGGUGUGUCAGUCAGCAACCUGAGUGACAACUUCCUGAUCCUCCAUGUCCAAUGUGAGGAUAUCAAGCAAAAGGGGGGCCUGGUGCUGCAGUGUGACUACCUGUUUGAGGCCUUGACCAAGUUGUCUGCUGGCCAACAAGCAGCACUGUAUAAAGUAGUCCAGGGCAGUGUUAAGUUUGACAUCCAGCCUGGCAGAGAGGGUUUGUUGACUUCGAGAGUGGCCAGGAGACCAAUGAUUUACAGAGCAAAGAAUGGCCAUCUGAUGGUGGUGAGUAUGAAACUGAAAGACUGUGGCCAUUCAAUUCUCAAAUGA